Molecule: messenger RNA, 963 nt
Organism: Lizanozyma spartinae
Lineage: Eukaryota; Fungi; Ascomycota; Pichiomycetes; Serinales; Debaryomycetaceae
Gene: GDT1
Product: putative ribosome biosynthesis protein
Exons: 1
Coding region: 1-963 (320 amino acids)
Biological process (GO): Golgi calcium ion transport; calcium ion transmembrane transport; manganese ion transmembrane transport
Cellular component (GO): fungal-type vacuole membrane; Golgi apparatus
Molecular function (GO): calcium ion transmembrane transporter activity; manganese ion transmembrane transporter activity
Source: RefSeq, a predicted model, not a curated record
AUGAAGUUAACCCGAGUACUCCUUGCAUUUGCAUGUGCGUCUUCCGUUCUCGGAGCUUCUGCAGGGAUUGAUGUCGCUUCCCAACCUGAUGAUAUCGUACAUCAAGUUAAAGGUAAUGACAGAAUUGGUAUCGCCAAAGUGACUGAUUUAGAUAACAAACCAGCCAAUGCGGUGCAAGACGACGACGCUGGUUCCAAGUCAAGCUCUGAUUUUUAUGAUUCAUUUAUCAUGUCUGUUUCAAUGAUCAUAGUCAGUGAGAUCGGUGACAAGACAUUCUUGAUUGCCGCAUUAAUGGCUAUGAAAUACUCCAGAGUUGUAGUAUUCUCUGCAGCCUUCCUGUCUUUGGCUGUGAUGACAAUAUUGUCAGGGAUUGUGGGACAUGCGUUACCCACGUUGCUUUCACCUAGAUUGACCAAGUUUAUGGCCUCAGGACUUUUCAUAGUAUUUGGUGUUAAGUUAUUCAAAGAAGGCUUGGAAAUGUCAAAGGAUAGUGGGGUUGAUGAGGAGAUGGCUGAAGUAGAAGAAGAAAUUGCCUCUUCUAAUCUAAACACCGAGUUACAUGAUAUGGAAUCAGGUACUGCUAGUUCAGCUUCGGUUUCAGAUAGUCAUCAUUUCAAGCCCAAGAGUCAACAGAAAUGGUAUGAGGAAAUGGGAACCCAAUUAGAAGCAUUGGCCACGUUUGUGUUCUCACCUGUUUGGAUUCAAGUGUUUCUUAUGACCUUUUUAGGUGAAUGGGGGGACCGGUCACAAAUCGCCACUAUUGCAUUAGCUGCUGGUUCAAAUUAUUGGGCGGUGAUCUUUGGUGGAAUAAUUGGCCAUGGGAUCUGUACUGGAGGUGCUUGCAUUGGAGGGAAAUUAAUGGCCACAAAGAUAUCCAUGAGAACGGUUACUUUGGGAGGUGCCAUUGCCUUCAUAAUAUUUUCUUUCCUUUACUUUUAUGAUGCCUAUUACGGCAUUGAAUAG